AAUUCCGGUACUGUCACGCCCUCUUAUCUUCGUUUUCGCAAACCACAAUUGUCUUGUGGUGCGGUGCUGGAGGUGAAGUUAUUGCUAAGAAUUCUUUGAAUUCUACCUAACUAGUUUAAAUCUGUGAAUUAAUUUAAUAUAAGAAUGUCUCCCCCAUACUACUCAGAUCUCGGCAAGAAGGCCAACGAUGUCUUCGGCAAGGGAUACCACUUUGGUGUGUUCAAACUUGACCUUAAGACCAAGAGUGAGGCAGGAGUUGAAUUCAGCAGUGGCAUCACCUCCAACCAGGAAAGCGGAAAGGUCUUUGGAAGCCUUUCCUCAAAAUACGUAGUAAAGGACUACGGCCUAACAUUCACAGAGAAAUGGAACACAGACAACACACUGGCCACCGACAUCACUGUCCAAGACAAGAUCGCUCAGGGCCUUAAGAUCACCCUUGAGGGUACAUUCGCCCCACAAACUGGGAGCAAAACCGGCAAGCUUAAGUCAUCGUUCGCGAACGAUACAGUAGCGCUCAACAGCAACGUAGACUUGGACUUGGCUGGACCCAUUGUGGACGUGGCUGCCGUGCUCAAGUACCAGGGCUGGCUAGCGGGCGCCAACACCCAGUUCGACACGCAGAAGGCCAAGUUCUCCAAGAACAACUUCGCCUUUGGCUACCAGUCCAAUGACUUUGCUCUACACACCAAUGUCGACAACGGCAAAGACUUUGGUGGUUCCAUCUACCAGAAGGUGUCAGACAAGCUGGACUGCGGAGUCAGCAUGAAGUGGACGGCUGGUUCCUCUGACACACUCUUUGGAGUUGGAGCCAAGUUCGCUCUCGACCAGGACGCUUCCCUCCACGCCAAGAUCAACAACAAGUCGCUCAUUGGUCUUGGAUACCAACAGAAGUUGCGCCCAGGCGUAACCCUCACGCUGUCGGCGGCCAUCGACGGCCAGAACUUCAACGCCGGCGGCCACAAGGUGGGCGUGGCCCUCGAACUCGAGCCCUAGGCCUCUCAUCACAAACUCUUAGACUUGUAGAUAAAGCCUCUUACUGUUAUAUAACAAAGUAUGUCGCAAAAUCAAAUGAAAAUACGAGUGUUCUGUGUAAAUGAGCAAUAAAAUUGUCAUAAGUUCACCCUGCAAGUCUGUCGUCGAACUCAGUUCGUUCGCUUUCCUAUUAGUAUUAGCGAUCCGUAUUAUGUAUGUGUAAGCACGCAUCUUUGUCGCUAAAUAAUUAAUUACAUUCAAAUGGAAGUCAGUCUAUAUCGCGUUGUAAAUAAGCACCAAUGGUGUAUCCUUAUUGAUUGAUUGAGAAUAAAAUAUAAUGAAUAGUCUGUUGGAAAA
Messenger RNA from Zerene cesonia (dogface butterfly), 1329 nucleotides. RefSeq names its product voltage-dependent anion-selective channel-like. Lineage: Eukaryota; Metazoa; Arthropoda; Insecta; Lepidoptera; Pieridae. Bases 145 to 993 code for a protein of 282 amino acids. Gene Ontology annotation, molecular function: voltage-gated monoatomic anion channel activity. Gene Ontology annotation, cellular component: mitochondrial outer membrane. The record is from RefSeq and is a predicted model, not a curated record. The transcript is spliced from 6 exons. Gene Ontology annotation, biological process: monoatomic anion transmembrane transport.